Messenger RNA from Syzygium oleosum, 1022 nucleotides. RefSeq lists its product as uncharacterized. The transcript is spliced from 6 exons. Gene Ontology annotation, molecular function: ATP hydrolysis activity. Bases 38 to 616 code for a protein of 192 amino acids. The record is from RefSeq and is a predicted model, not a curated record. Lineage: Eukaryota; Viridiplantae; Streptophyta; Magnoliopsida; Myrtales; Myrtaceae.
AAAGAGAGAGAGGGAGAGGGAGGGAGGGAGGGCGGCAAUGGCGGCUCCUGGGAAGUGCUUGCUGGUCACAGGUCCUCCUGGCGUGGGGAAGACGACGCUGAUAACGAGAGUCUUCGAGUCGCUCAGAGCCUCGAACCCUGGUUUGAAAGUCCAGGGUUUCUAUACCCGUGAGAUAAGACAAGGAGGAGACAGAGUUGGCUUCGAGGUGGUGACCUUGGAUGGCCGUACUGGUCCCCUCGCCUCUUCCACCAUUUCCACCUCAGAUUCUCUCAGAUGGCCAACCGUUGGGAGGUACAAAGUAGAUAUAGCUUCGUUCGAGUCACUUGCUUUACCCGUGUUGCAGGUCAAGGAAGAUACCGAUCUCUUCAUCAUUGAUGAAGUUGGUAAGAUGGAGCUAUACAGCUCAUCAUUUUUCCCAGCUGUCCUGAAGGUUCUCCAGUCCAAUGUCCUGCUUUUGGCAUCCAUUCCCAUUCCAAAAAACGGUCGCGAUAUACCCGGAGUUGCGCGGUUGAGGAAUCAUCCGGGAGCGGAAGUUCUCACUCUGAGCACCAGUAACAGAGAUGCUGUUAGAGAACAGAUAUAUUCCAAGCUACUCGACUUACUCCCCAAGCAAUAGGGUAAGCACAAGUUUGGGGUUUCAACCCUCGUUUGGAAUAUCAACUUGCCUUGCGUCGUGCUGACAAAUGACAAUUGUCCAUUAGUCUCGAACUGGUUCGAUUUUCGUCUCAUCAUUGAAAAAGCGGUGUGUUUGUGCUGUAUAAGGUAAUCCACAAGAAAUCUGACAAUCAGUUGAGUUAGUCUAUGAAUGUUGGGAUUUUGUUUUCUUCCCAGAACACGUAGUUUUUGAGCAGUUACUUUGUUAGACGUCGAUCCCUGAUGGAAAGUACAAAACGAUCUACAUUUAUUGUAGUCACAUGGAAAGUUUCUAGAUGUCGAUAUACCAUGACAUUGUAGAAGUUAGUGGUCAUUAUGCAACCAAGCAGCUUUGUCUAAACGACAGGUAAACGAUAUCCUUGAUGGUA